CACUAUUAGUAGGGUCUAGUGUUAUUUGGCUGCGAUUUUCUGUAAGGUGGAGGUACUUCCCCAGUUGGGCUCUACUCUAGAUCUGGAAUGAUUUUCUUUUCUUUGAAGGGAAUAAUCGAGUGAUAACGAUUAUGGGCAAAACUAUAGGUACUUAAUUUGCAAUUAAAAAUAAAGAUAAUAUUACAUACUAGCAACACUAGCCUCUUCUUGUCAAAUUGUCAAUUUUCCAUCUGUGACUAAUUUCAGUGCCGUACACUUCAAUUUGUUUCGAUAGAAUUUUCAAGUUCACGAAACCCAACCAGCCAUUCUUGUUUCGGUCUCGAGCUCGUCGCGUUCGCUGCGCUUGACGCUCGUUUAUUUUGUUAUGCGAUGUCGGGAGUGAAAGGAGUUCUGUAACGCACGAGUGUUUUCAUUAACCGUACUGUUUACAGCAUGAUUGUGUAAACUGGUCUGGACUAAUGUCUGUUAUUUGUUGAACGAAUUAUCAAGAAAACGUAAACAUGGUGCAGGAAUUCGUGUCUCCCGUGAGGGUCCACAAGUUCCCAUUCGAAAUGGUUAUGGCUGCAUAUGAGCGGCGGUUUCCGAGCUGCCCGCAGAUCCCCGUGGUCCUGGAGUGCGUGAUCACUGAAGAUAGCUGGUCCGAGGACGACUCCCAGCGAGAUACCUCGCGACGUUGCCAGCUGAACGUCGAUGCACCUUAUCUAUUGAAAAAGAUGGUCGGCGUCGACUACAUCUAUUUCAUCCAGAAGAACCACCUGGAUCUGAAAGCGCGAGUGCUGGAGAUCGAGGCUAUCAACGAAUCCUUCGCCAACAGGGUCGUGGUGUUAGAAAAAUGCCGAUAUUACGUCCACCCAGAGAACUCGAACUGGACGUGCUUCGAGCAGAGCGCCCACCUCGACGUGACGAACUUCUUCGGCCUAGAGAGCACGGUUGAGAAGAUCGCCAUCAAGCAGUACUCGGCUAACAUUAGCAAGGGCAAGGAGCUGAUCGAGGUAUUCAUGAAGGGCGUGGAAGCCGACGGAAUCACAGACAUCCAGCCUUGGAACCCUGAUGACCCGGCACACAACAGGGAACUCAGGCGCAUUGUCUCCAGAAACACUGAGCCCCUGUCACCAAGGACCACGACGGAGCCUCAGCGACAGCCUAAACCAGACCAAUACACGCUCGACAGCGAGUACAUCAAGCGAUACCUCGGGGAACUGACGCCGAUGCAGGAGUCCAGACUUCUGCAGCUCAGGAAGUGGAUCGCUGACUUGCAGAAGGGAAAGGUACCAUCAGACACGACACUUCUCCGCUUCCUCCGCGCCCGCGACUUCAACGUGGAGAAGUCCCGCGAGAUGCUCUCCCAAUCCCUGCUCUGGCGCAAGCGGCACCAGGUCGACCGUAUACUGUCGGAGUACGAGACGCCGCAGGUCGUGGCGCAGUACUUCCCGGGCGGAUGGCAUCAUCACGACAAAGACGGACGUCCGCUGUACAUCCUACGACUCGGUCAGAUGGACGUUAAGGGUCUCCUUAAGUCCGUCGGUGAAGACGGCCUCCUGAAGUUGACACUUCACGUGUGUGAAGAGGGUCUCAAACUCCUGGAAGAAGCCACCCGUUCCUCCGAGCACGCGGUCCAGUCCUGGUGCCUCCUGGUAGACCUGGACGGCCUCAACAUGAGGCACCUUUGGCGACCUGGAGUCAGAGCUUUACUGAGGAUCAUACAGAUCGUUGAGGCGAAUUAUCCCGAGACUAUGGGACGUGUACUCAUUGUGAGAGCUCCGAGGGUCUUCCCGAUAUUGUGGACGAUUGUCAGCACGUUUAUAGAUGAGAACACCCGCAGCAAGUUCCUGUUCUACGGCGGCAAGGAUUACCUGCAGCCAGGCGGCUUGCUCGACUACAUCCCCAAGGACCUCAUACCGGACUUCCUCGGAGGGCCUUGCAAGUCGGACAUAGUAGACGCCUCGAUGAACGUGCCGCAUCAGUAUUACGACUACAGUUUCGUGCACGAAGGCGGCCUGGUGCCGAAGAGUUUGUAUGUGAGCGGAGCCUUCACCGAGCGCGACGGGGACCCGCUGUGCGAGGACAGCAUCUACCGCUCCGUGAGCCUUGGGAAGGGCCAGGUGCACGAAGUGAUCGUGAACAAUAAAGACCCGCAGAGCGUGCUGACCUGGGACUUUGACGUUCUCCGACACGAUAUAGCGUUCACCGUGUAUCGCUCGCCACACGACCUGGAGCUCGACGAUCCUACAGGAUCUUUUGCAGUGGUAUGCGCCGGCGCCGGCACGGGGGCUGAAGAAGGUCGCUCGGCGCUCGCGCGGCAAGACUGGCGCGAGGGCGAGCACUUCCACAAGGUGGAGCCCACACUCAUCGCACACGAUGGCGAGAGCAUACAGGGCUCGCACGUGAUGCUGGAGCGCGGCAGCUACGUGCUGCAGUGGCGCUGCGAGCUGCUGGACCACGCGCCGCGCGCGCAGCUCAUGUACUUCCACGAGACGCUCGCCUCCCACCACUACAAGGGCUCGAUGUCGAGCCUGCAGUCGGGCGCGUCGGGCUUCUCGUGCCUCAGCGCGCGCUCGGCCGCCAGCUCGUGCCCCUCGCGGUGAUGCGCCGCGCGCGCGCCCGCGCCCACCGUGCUGGACGCCUAGCGCCCUCCCCGCCGCCGCCGCGCCCAGCCCACUACAAACAACAUAUUAAACGUGUCACAUACUUGUAUCUCCUUGGACUCGCGCAGUAACACGACGACGCGCCCGAGCCCUGACAGCGACACACACGGAGGAGCUAUAUGUCCCUCUCCAUUUGGAGCGAACGAACUAUGCCUCAAGUAGCCUACGGUAUUAUUUAAUGUGUUUCGUACAAACGUGAUUUUUUUAGUAUAAGUUUCUGUUUGCUAGGAAUUAAAAAGUGAUGCGACGCUGCGCCCAAGUUGAAUGAGGCCUAGACCCUGACAGUGACACACGAGGGUAGUUACCUCUCCACUGAGAGCGAACGACUAUACCUUAAACCGAGCCCAAAGUAGACAAUUUGAUGUGUCUCGUACGAACACUUUAAUUAAAUAUGAAAAUUUUACGCAAAGAAUUCUUACUAAAAAUGUCGUCUUAAUAACGCAUAUAGAAUGCGUGUGAUGAAAAAAAAUUUUGACUGUACCAGACAGUCUCUUGUGAAAUGAUCUAAAUUCUUAAAUUAAAAAAUCCCUUUUUACAGGGGUAUAUAUGUGCAAGCUGUCAAUAACUCUAACAAUACAGAGGUAGAAAUACCUCUCCAAAAAUUUACAGCUCAACGCUGCCCUUUUAGAAAAAAUAUACCUCUCUGUAAAGAGAAGAGGUAUCGAAAUAACAUAGCCUUUUUUAAAUGGAAAGGAGAAUACAGCCAUUUUUUCUAUCAAAGUUAUUGCGAAAAAAGAUUCUCCCAAGAAGAUUAUAAAAAUAUACUUACUCUUGUGCAAAGUGGUUUUACCUCUUCUCUAGAGACAACCUCUCCUAAAGAGCUAGUUCACUAUUUUAAAUAAUACAAACUCUUGUAAGAAGGGAAACGUAAGAAAUGCAUCUAAUCUCUAUAAUGAUUAAUAAUAAAAUCCAGGAGCAUAUAAAGGGUAUCAGUUUUGUUGAUUAUUUUUACUAGUUUAAACUUAAGCAAUUGUGUUAGUGAAAUGUAGAAUUUCGUGUAUUUGGCUAUUCCAUCUCGCACGGCUUUCUAGAAAUAAAUAGAAUAUUAAUCUUAAAGAUAUAUACAAUAAAGCACUUUAUUCCAUUGGAAUAAGGUUAUAAAUGUAUAUCUUUGACACUGAAUAACUGAAAUAGUAUCCAUGUUGCAUACAUCCUACACUUUACAUUCGAUGUAUCGUUUCAUGAUCAUAUACUUUAAAUAUAAUUUUAACUGAACUAAAAGCAAGUAAGCCCUCAUAACUACCGAUUGGUAUCUGUAAUGAAGUUGAGAUCAGCUAUAGUUCGUUUUUUAGUACUAGAAAUAAGGUAAACAGUAUUGAAAAAAAAAACGCUUCUUUAAUUAGUUUAUAUCAAACAUUUAUUCAGCAAAUAGGCCACAGGGGCACUUUUACAUGUCCAUUUUUACAAACAAUAAAGAUUACAAAAAACAAUUACAAAUAUCGAUGAAAUAAUAAAUACUUUAUUAGAGAUGUAUACUGUCUCUAAAUGUCAAAUUACACAAAAAAAACUAUGAUAAAAAAAUAAAACCAACAAAUACUAAAAUUCUUUAGAGAUGUAUAAGUCUCUAAGUGUCAGAGAUAAAAUAUAAAAAAAGAUAUUAAAUUAUCCUUAGAGAUGUAGAGGGUCUCCAAGGCUUGAAUUCUUAUAUAAAUAAUUAAAAGACUAAAAAUUGAAUCAGACAAGAACCGAAUGAAGUGUCUCCCGUUAAUGCCACUCAAAAGUAAAGUUACAUACUUAUAACAUAACAUGUAGCCCGUGUAAGCUUAAACAAACCGGUCUCCACAAACAGCACCCGUUCACAAGUAUGACGUGUAUCUCGGCCAUCGCCUCCCUCAACCUUAUACUUUACCUUAUUACUUAUGAAAGCAAAAUAAUGUAAAUAAGGGUUAUUUGUAAUGGUUACAUAUUUGCUGCGACUUAUUUUUCAAAAGUGUUUUUUUAAUAAAAAGACACGUCAAGGUCUUUUUAAUAAAAAGACACGUCAAAGUCUUUUUAUUAAAAAGACACGUCAAGGUCAUUUACCUUGUUUCUAAUGCUACAAAAAAUGAACUAUGAUUGUGAACGAAAGUAAGCCAAUGAACAUGUGAUGUUAGUUAGUACGUCCAAGCUAACCUUGAACCGAAUUUGACACAACACAAGAGUAGAAGUUAUGGAGUGUGGAUUUAAGAGGAGAGAAAUCUCUUAUGAUAGAACUGUUGCAAAAGUGUCCAGCUGUCAGCUAUAAAUAAUAGUUCCAAAUCUCUUCAGAGUAGCGCUAGAGUAGCUAAGAACCUAGGCGUUAUUGACGGAGUGAAAUGCGCUGUCUAUGAUUUGAUUUUUUUGUUCAAGUACUCUAGGUAUUGUAGCGCCAUCUAUUUAAGGUUUUUUGAUGACACUUUGGUACAUGGAGAUUUCUUUCCUUACCUGCACCUUCCAUAGUAGAAGUGUUGUUUACGUCAUAUUUCCAUAUAAAUUUGACAUCUAUGACGACACUUGUACAAUUUUAUAAUUGCGAGUGCUGCAGAGUUAGUUUGGUCUGAUUCUAGAAGAAAAUGAUCUUUCCUUUAGUGUAAUUAAACAAACAAAUUAAAAUUAGAUCUUAUUCUAUUGGACUGUAAACCCAAAAUCGUAGGGCACCCAGAGUUAGCAAAUAUCGAAAUUUUCUCGACUUGAUGACCAUAUUGACCAUACAACAUUUGUAUGGGAUCUGCACAAUUGGCCAGCUAUUGUGUGCAUUGUACAAUAAAUACAAUAAUAGGUACAUAUGAUUAGAUUAAUUGACUAUGUAGUAUUUUAGGUUGUAGCUAAAUACAAUUUUAGAAUAAGCAAUAUUGGGUGGUUGAGCUAAGGGAUUCUAUAGGUAGUUAAAAGGUACCACUUAGGGCUAAGCCAGACGAAGUAUUUUUUUGAGUUGUGAUUCUUGUAAUUUCGGUUGCUAGAAUUGUGCUGCAUUCGGUUAAAUACAAAAGGCCUGUUUGGUUCUUACGAAAACGCAAAAUGAGUUAUUUUAUUUUUAAUGCAAUUAUAGUUACACGGCAUUACGGCAUAAAAAUAGCAAUACGCAUUCAUUCCAAGAAACACAUAAUAGAAAAGUAGGUACAAGGUACACAGGAAGAAUAGAAAAUAACUGGGUGAAUCAACUUUUUUUGUUUUGUUAUCCUGUCCCGUUGUCCAAGGGACAACAGUGGCACAGUUUGUUGGAAGAGACGUUGUAUGCCGUUCUAUUAACAUGCUUAGUAGGGGGCCUAUUAUGGACAUUGGUUAUAACGACCACAAAAACGCAAGUUUGAUACAUUUAAGUACCAUAAAAUCAGUAUUUCAAUGAACUUUUGUCCCCUGGACAAAUAAUCGUAACCAUGGCAACGAGUGACGCUAAAAAGUUGAUUCUCCCAACUCAUCACAUAACAGUAGUAGUAUUAUACACCGACUGUGGAAGACCACAAUCCAUCCAUCCAUCCAUCCAUCAUCACACAAUACUUCAGACACUCACGGUACACGGUCGUCCACCUCCAUGCAAACAAAUCACAAUCAGGUGCUGACGUCAGGAGCGCAAUUAGUAGUGUCAAUGCUCGAGGGAGCGGCGAAUUCCUGCGUGACUAUAUCCUCCUGAGUCUCAGAGGUCUUUAUAAAGGACAAAAACUUUCACUAAACAAGACUAUGGUUCCAAAUUCAAAAACAAAACAUCGCUUCUGGGAUCCAGGAGGAUAUGCCGACAUACAUUAGGAUUUCUGCAGCUGAAAUUACGCUGCUCACAACUCCCAUAUUUACGCUUCACCUUUAAAGUCCUUUUAGCUUAAUGCCCUAAAAAUAUAAUAUACAAAUUGAAAGUUACGCCUCCACAAAAACCUAAAUAUGGAAUUGAUAUUGAUAUAAAACAGAAAUAUAUAUCACUACUUAAACUUUAAGUAUUCCUUACACUAUUUUAACUGAAGCGAUCAACCUCAGUACAUAAGUUAGGCAAUUUCAGUUAAAAAGUGCAUUCUACAUUAGUAACAAAACUUAUAUGGAAAAUAUAUGUCAUAUAGAAAAUGAAAGAAUACCAAAGACAUACAAUGUCUUGAAUGAUUUUUUUUUAAAUGCUACUGCUUUUAUUUUCGAUAUGAUUCUAAUGUCUAUAUAAUAAAGAGUACGCGGAAAGAACAUGUCUAGUCGCUUUAGUAACAUUUCGUGUAAACGCGUUUUUAAAGUUUGUAACGAUGUAAAAAUGUACGUUAAUUCCGUGACCAGGUUUUCUUUAACCUUUUGAACGCCACGCGUAUCGUACGAGGCGCGUAAUUGUGAACCUUGUCGGUACGCAUGAAGCUUGAUAUUGGGCUGUAGCCGCGCGCGUCAUAUGACGUCUUUGGCGGUCAAAAGACUAGACAUGUUUUCGAAAAAAGACUAGACAUGUUCUUUCCGUGUACCCUUCAUAUUCUCGAUGCAUCAUGGUUGCAUCAACAAGAUGCACUGAGUAUAUCAUGUCAGUAUAAAAUCAACAGAUGUUGAAAAUUUGAUUCCCGAAAAGUUUUUUUACUGUAAGUACUGAUACACUCGCGUUUUCUUAAUGCUGAUUGUUAAAUGAGGUCACUACAAAGGUUGUUAUUCCAUUAUUUAAUUAGAAUAAUAAUGUCACAGACGCGUGACCUUUCGAAAAGUGUUUAUCAAUUAUUCCUAAUACAAGUAUAUAAGGCAUACAUCCACAGGCGAGUUUCUGUGUGCAAUAGAAUUCUGCCGUGAGCCUUAUCAACAGGCCUCUUAUGUCGUAAAAUAAAUGUGCGAUUACAUUUUAUGCGAAAACUGAAAUGUACUGUUUCGUCAUUUUAUCAUAUUUCUAAAUGUGUUGAAACAUAAUGUAUCAAAAGUGACGUAAAGUAGACAUUAAGAUGAUUUUUUUUAGGGAAUUUAUCGAGAAUUCCCUUAUCGAGGUAAAAUGAUACAUUAUAGAAAUAACUAUGAAUUUAUGUAACUAUCUAAUUAUUAGACAAAUUUAAUAUUGGAGGUGGAGCUCAAUCUAACUUAAUUGAAUUUUAGAUCUUAUUAAAUCAAUAAACUAUUUUAAAUGAUUAGCUUAAUUUAUAGUUUGUAAGUUUAAUUUGCAAUACACGAACAUAAGUUCCAUAGAUAAAAAAUUAAGAGAAGAAUAUUUUUAAAACAAUAUCAGAUUGUAUUACAAAAGAAAAAACUAAUAAAGAGUGAUAUUAUCUGUGCCAAUUGAUAAUGGCCGUUGGUAGCUUCUAAAUUUGAAUUUUAAAAAGUAAUUAAGGGAAAAUAAAUUAGACAAUGCAUAUAUCUCUCAGUUUCAAUAUUUAUAAGAAAAAUGGGGUACAAAAAUCGUGUAAGGGGUGUACAGAUAAAACAGAAUGGAGAAAAUAAUCCAUAUUUACUUAAGGUAUACCUUAAUAGACAGAUAUUAUUUGAAAUCUAAGACCGUUCAGAUAUUAGUUCAGUAUUGAUUUCAGUUGAACAUUUAAAAUAAAAUGUUUACAUAUAUUUAUUAAGUAUAGUUUUUGAACGCCACACCUAUCAUGUGCAGCGCGUCAUUGUGAAUCUUGUCCAAAUGCACAAAGGUUGAUAUUUGGCUGCAGCCGCGCGCGUCACUUGACGGCUUUAGCGGUUGAAAUGUUAACAGACUAUGUAUGAACCUUAUGUGUUUGCAAUAAGGUAUAUUGUCAGUUAACUGAAAAGUCUAUGGUACUUUUUUCUGUAUUCUGUUUUAUCCAAAGCGUUGUUAGUUUGGAACGUAAAUGGUAUAUUUUCAACAACAGUACCCCUAGUGUAACUUUGAUCGACAUCAUAACGUGACGAACGCGUUUGCGUUAAGUCUCAUUUUGUAUAGGAUUUUGAGGUUCCAAAACGUCCCGCUUGGCGCGCUCUUUCGAAAUUCAAUACAAAAUGAGACUAAACGCAAACGCGUACGUCACGUUUGGAAAUGGAAUUUAUUUACACUAGGGGUACAGAUAUAAAAAUCGGCAACUUUAAGAACAGUUCUUUGUUUUUCAACCUAGCAACGCUUAGUCAGUUUUGCCUACAUUAUAAUCCAUAAAAAGUUAAUUACUUGUUUUGUUAAUUGAGGAAUAACUUAAGAAAAGUCUUAUCAUGUCCUCAAAUCUGCUUUGAAAAUAAUCCUUAAAGUUCAAUCAGUAGAGUCGAUUUUCGGGUAAAGAUGGAUUUUUUUAACAUAAAAAUAAUUAAAUGAAAAUUGUAGGCAAAACUGAAUGAUUACGUGUGUCGUAAGGAGAGUAUCUCAAUAUUUGAGGAUGUACAUUCAAAGAUAUCGAAUUGCCAAUAUUUUAUAUAUACAAUAUAAAAAUAUAACAUUUGUAAAUAGCCAUGAAGUUUAAUAAAUAUCUAGAAGUAAAAAGAAA
Molecule: messenger RNA, 8968 nt
Organism: Cydia pomonella (codling moth)
Lineage: Eukaryota; Metazoa; Arthropoda; Insecta; Lepidoptera; Tortricidae
Gene: retm
Product: protein real-time
Exons: 16
Coding region: 501-2585 (694 amino acids)
Cellular component (GO): cytoplasm
Source: RefSeq, a predicted model, not a curated record